ACGGUGCAGUGAUUCCCCCCAGCACACUUUUCAGCCCUCGUCAGACGCUGCUUUGCUUUGUUUCCUUCUCAACAAGAGCCAGAAGAAAGAGAAGAAAGAGAAGAGGCUUCUCACACCUGAGCGUGGGAAUUAUUGUUAAACUUCAAGAUGCCUCGGUCGUUUCUUGUCAAGAAGUAUUUUUCCAGCAAGAAGCCACCAUGCUACAGAGAUAGCCACCUUGAAAGCCAAACAGCUUUUGUUCCAGAAAGCUUCCCACGAGCUGAUCUUCCCACGCAGCACUCAGCCCUGACCUGCUACCCCACAGACCCCUUUGGGAGCAUGGACGCUCUACCCGCGCCCCUCUCCCCAAUCGCUCCAUCCUCCCUCCCGCCGUCGCCACUCGGGCCUCUGGACCUCAGCAGCUCACCCUUCAGCAGCAGUGGCGAAGAAGAAGAAGACGGUGGUCGUUCCUCGGCCCCCUCCAGCCCGGAUGUCAUCCAACCUGCGUAUCACUGCAGCAAGAUCUACGGCAACCACGGCGUGCUGUCCCACCGUCAGACGUCCCACCCAUCGCCUUCGCCGCUCACCGAGACCACGACGUCACGGCCGGCCUUCCAUUGCAAACAUUGCCCCAAGGAGUACACCAGCCUGGGCGCCCUGAAGAUGCACAUCCGCUCCCACACGCUGCCGUGCGUGUGUCCCACCUGCGGGAAAGCCUUCUCCAGACCGUGGCUCCUGAGGGGACACAUCCGCACACACACAGGUGAACGUCCGUUUGCUUGUCAACACUGUAACCGCGCCUUUGCCGACCGCUCCAACCUGCGUGCACACCUGCAGACGCACUCCGAAGUGAAGAAGUACCAGUGUGGGUCCUGUUCUCGGACCUUCAGUCGCAUGUCUCUGCUGCACAAACACAAGGCCUCCGGAUGCAGUCCCGCUACUUAGCGCUCAGUCCCGCUACUUAGCGCUCAGUCCCACCUUCAGGACUUUCAUUGACUUGAGUGCCUUUUUUUAUUUUUUAUUUUUUAAUUGGUGGCUGCAGCGACCUACGUGUGUGUGUGUGUGUGUGUGUGUGUGUGUGACCUGAGAGCAGCUGGACAUGCAGUUAAAUCCUAGGAAACUCCCAAUGGUGCCGGCCGGUCCGGGACUCUGGCCAUGUUGCAGCUGCUUGGGUGUGUUAUUUUGUGUGUGUGUGUGUGUGUGUGGAUGCCAUUCCUUAUUAUACAUACAUGAUGUGUGUGUGUGUGUGUGUGUUGAGACAGCUGCCUGUGAAGGUGGGUGACAGGUGACCCAUCCUGGGCGCUCCACAGGGUGUCAUCACCUAUGAAUGGACCAUUUAAGCUCGACCAAAUGACCCAGUUUGCUUUCACCACUAUUUCUCUGGUGUCUUAAUGGGAUGUGUGUUUUUUUUUUGUUUUUUUGUAAAGGUUUUCACCAUUUUGUUCAUCACAUGCCUUGUUUUCCCUUCCACGU
Molecule: messenger RNA, 1452 nt
Organism: Doryrhamphus excisus (bluestripe pipefish)
Lineage: Eukaryota; Metazoa; Chordata; Actinopteri; Syngnathiformes; Syngnathidae
Product: protein snail homolog Sna
Biological process (GO): regulation of transcription by RNA polymerase II
Molecular function (GO): RNA polymerase II cis-regulatory region sequence-specific DNA binding; DNA-binding transcription factor activity, RNA polymerase II-specific
Source: RefSeq, a predicted model, not a curated record